Molecule: messenger RNA, 1221 nt
Organism: Electrophorus electricus (electric eel)
Lineage: Eukaryota; Metazoa; Chordata; Actinopteri; Gymnotiformes; Gymnotidae
Gene: zpld1b
Product: zona pellucida-like domain containing 1b
Source: RefSeq, a predicted model, not a curated record
AUGGAGCUAAUAUGUAUUCUUUUCCUUUUAAUAAAUGGGAUGUCGUUGGCUGUUACACAGUUCAAUGGUUAUAACUGUGAUCCUGCUGUCCACAGCAGAUUUCCAGGUGACCGGGACAUCAGUGUGUACUGCGGCGUGCAAACCAUCACACUGAAGAUCAACUUCUGCCCCGUGCUCUACUCUGGCUACGCUGACAGUGACCUGGCCUUGAACGGUCGCCAUGCCGAUGUCCACUGCCGAGGCUUCAUCAACAACAGCACAUUUCCCACGCUGCUGCUUUUCAGUGUCAGCCUGAGUACGCUCGAGGCUUGUGGUAACACACUGGUGGUUUCUGCCAUUCAGGGCAACAAUGCCUAUGGAAAUGUGUCCCUGGUCCAGAUAGGGAGUAUAUCAGGCUACAUCGACACCCCUGACCCCCCAACUAUCAUUAGCUACCUGCCUGGCCUCCUGUAUAAGUUCAGCUGCAGUUACCCUCUGGAGUACCUGGUGAACAACUCCCAACUGGCAUCAUCAUCGGUUGCUAUAUCAGUCAAAGACAACAACGGCACCUUUGUGAGCACCUUGAGUUUGAUUCUUUACAAUGAUUCAUCCUUCAAUCAGCAGCUGUCUGUCCCAAUGGCUGGACUGCCUCUGAAGACCAGGGUAUUUGCUGCAGUCAGGGCUACCAAUCUGGACAGGAGGUGGAAUGUCCUGAUGGAUUACUGCUACUCCACGCCUUCUGGGAAUCCCAACGACGCAACACGCUAUGACCUUUUCUUCAGAUGCCAAAAAGACCCCCAGACCACUGUUUUCGAGAAUGGGAAGAGUCAGUUGGGCCGUUUUGCAUUCGAGGUCUUUCGCUUCGUAAAGCACAAAAACCAGAAGAUGUCCACUGUGUUCCUGCACUGCGUCACCAAGCUGUGUCGGGAAGAUGACUGUGUCAUGCUAAUGCCGAUCUGCGGGAAGAGAAGGAAGAGGGAAGAAAGUGUCUCUCCUGGUCCCUCUCCCGGAGACGCUGUCAUAACUGCAGGACCUAUUAUCACCCGGGGCGAUGAAACUCCGACCAACAACUCACAGCUUGGUGGGAGCUCUUUCCAGCUGGACACGGUGGGCAGCGCACUGGUGUCAGGGUUGGUGCUGCUGGGAUUCAUCAGCCUGGGCUUCUUCCUCCUGUCUGUCCGGCUGCUGCGGAGGGCCAGCCCCGCCACCCUGACCGCAACCUGCAACCCCAGCUUCAAAUGA